Molecule: messenger RNA, 1234 nt
Organism: Rosa chinensis
Lineage: Eukaryota; Viridiplantae; Streptophyta; Magnoliopsida; Rosales; Rosaceae
Product: trans-resveratrol di-O-methyltransferase
Exons: 2
Coding region: 77-1144 (355 amino acids)
Biological process (GO): methylation
Molecular function (GO): O-methyltransferase activity; protein dimerization activity; S-adenosylmethionine-dependent methyltransferase activity
Source: RefSeq, a predicted model, not a curated record
CAGCAGCUCAGGAUAUAUUUAUAUAAGCCAAGUAGUUUCAUAAGGAGGAGACGAACUAGCUGUAGAAUCAUCAAUUAUGGAUUCUAAUGAAGCAAAGGACUUGUUCCAAGCUCAAUCUCAUGUGUACAAACACAUAUUCAACUUCGUGAGUUCUAUGUCACUCAAGUGUGCAGUUCAGCUAGGCAUACCAGACGUAAUUAACAGCCAUGGCCAAGCCAUUACUCUACAGGAAUUGGUCACAGCACUUCAACUUCACCCAGCUAAAUCUGGCUACGUGCAGCGGCUCAUGCGUCUGAUGGUACACUCUGGUUUCUUUGCUACGAAAAAAGUCUGUAAGAAUCAUGAUGAACAAGAGGAAGAGGCCUAUGAUCUUACACCGUCUUCUAGGCUCCUCCUGAAAAACAAGGUCCCGAGUUUGUUACCGUUUGCUCUGGGGAUGUUUGAUCCAGCUUUUGCAACCCCAUGGCAGUUUUUGGGAAAUUGGUUCCGAGGGAACGAGCUCACACCGUUUGAGACUGCACAUGGGAUGGGAUUUUGGGAAUACGGAGACAAAAACCCUGAAUUCAACAGUGUUUUCAAUGAAGCAAUGGCCAGUGAUUCCGGAAUGAUGAACUUGGUCAUCAAAGACUGCAAGCCAAUCUUUGAGGGGUUGACUUCUUUAGUUGAUGUAGGAGGUGGUUCUGGAAAAGUUGCUAGGAUCCUUUGUGAGGCUUUCCCCAGCUUGAAUUGCACAGUUCUUGAACUUCCACAAGUUGUUGCUGACUUGCCGGAUAGUGCGAAUUUGAAGUUCAUUGCAGGUGAUAUGUUCAAUGCUAUUCCUCCAGCUGAUGCUAUCCUGCUCAAGUUAACUUUACAUGCUUUGAACGACGAGGAAUGCUUGAAGGUUCUGAAGAAAUGCAGGGAAGCCAUUCCAGGCAAUGGCCAAGGAAAGGUUAUUAUCAUAGACAUUGUGAUAAACGCGGAGAAAGACGAGCACGAAUCAAUUGAAGCAAAGCUCUUCUUUGACAUGUUGAUGAUGGUUGUGGUGACCGGAAGAGAGAGAAGUGAGAAAGAGUGGGAAAAGCUCUUUCUGGAGGCUGGUUUCAGCAAAUACAAGAUAACACCCAUCUUUGGUUUAAGGUCCCUUAUUGAAGUUUAUCCUUAGAAACUGUCAUAUGCUGUAAGCAGUUUCAUUUUGAAAGAUCAAUCUUGAAAUUAAUCAAUAAAUCAUUAUAUCCGAAGUCUUAACAAUUUC